CGCAUGCUCGGAGGCAUGGCAUGCUCGCCCAGCUGCAGCGCGACCAGCGUCUUCCACUGCAGCCCGCGGGGCCGCGUGACGUGCCGGACGUUCAACUAGCUGCGCGAUGCGACCAGGGAGGCUCUCGCAUUUGCUUGCUCGCUCCCGCACACUUGGCGUCAACGCUAAUCGCAGCGGGCUGAAUGGGAGACGUCGUCGCAAAAGCGCCGCCGAUCAACGAGGGCCGCAAGCACCAGAGGGCGGCGCCGGCGGACGGGAGGAGGAUCAGAAAUGGAGGGGUGGAGGGCAUAAGAUACCCAAUUAGACUACCAAAAGCAACUCGUACUCCUAACCCGCCUGAUUGCUUGCCCCUUUUCUCGUCCAUCAUCUAAAUACCAUCUAUAUGAGUU
Molecule: messenger RNA, 389 nt
Organism: Colletotrichum navitas
Lineage: Eukaryota; Fungi; Ascomycota; Sordariomycetes; Glomerellales; Glomerellaceae
Exons: 1
Coding region: 107-304 (65 amino acids)
Source: RefSeq, a predicted model, not a curated record